UUCUGUUGACAAGUAAACGCAGGCUAAUCCGUCUCCGUUGAUCCAAAGUCCCGGUUUCACUUUCAAUGAACAACAGCCCGGGUUCAUCGAUCUACGUACCACCAAAACGACGCCAUUUUGAACAUCCCACAAUAAGUCGAGUGAGUCCAGCAUUUAAGUCAAAUUCUCCUCCUUCUCUCCUUGCAACUUCCUGGCUGUACCAACACUCCGACUCCCCAUGAAUCAUCCCACUUCUUCAAUGGAAUUUUCCGGCGAUCCACUUCCGAUGAGUAUGAUCGGAAACGGUGGCCCGCUGGUUCCGUUGCGAAACCUCUCGAAGAUCCGUUCCAGAAUGGAUGCCGUCCAAAUAUUCCUAUCAGAUAACAUCGACAGAGAAGUUCGUAUUAGCAAUCAGCAGAUGGAUGCCGUUUCAUCUGAAAUCGUCACUGCAAUCCAACAGAUCAUCGUCAAUGGCGCCGCUCUUCUAACCUGCGCCCGAGAGGAAACCCCGAGUACGCUGGAUUUGACGGCUUUGACGACUCUAACUCAUCCGAAUCCUGUAGCAGAGAAAUCAAUGGCGGAGAUGAAGGUCGAGGGAGAUGAAUUCGAGCCGGAUAGGGAAAUAGUGGAGUUGGAUGCGAUGGAAUUGCUAGCGGAGCACAUCCAUUUCUGCGAAAUCUGCGGGAAAGGGUUCAAGCGCGACGCGAAUUUGCGGAUGCAUAUGCGUGCCCAUGGGAAUCAAUUCAAGACCCCAGAGGCGUUGGCGAAGCCGUUGGAUAUUGUUGGUGCGAACCGCAGGGCGAAACAGAGUCGGUUUUCUUGCCCUUACAACGGUUGUCCGAGAAACAAAAUGCACAAGAAGUUUAGAUCACUGAAGUCGUUGAUUUGCGUAAAAAAUCACUUCAAACGGAGCCACUGCCCUAAGAUGUUCUCCUGCAAUCGUUGCAACAAGAAGAGUUUCUCUGUUAUGGCCGACUUGAAGAGCCACUUGAAGCACUGCGGUGAGUCCAAGUGGCGGUGUUCGUGUGGAACCACCUUCUCCCGUAAGGACAAGUUGUUUGGUCAUAUGGCGCUGUUCGAAGGCCACAUGCCGGCAGUCGCGGAUGACGACGAUGGAAAGGGGAAAACAUCCGUCACGGCAGCAACGCCGGAGACGGAUGAAGAUGGGGACUCUAAUCGAAUUUCGAAGGAUGUUAAUUUCCCAAACGCGUGGAAUGGUUCGGAUGAUGGAUUUUUCGAAUCAUUUCUGGAUGGGUUUGGUUCCAUUGAGAAUCACUGUUUGCAAGAGGUGCUGGGACUCCCAUGUAAUUUCGAUUCGGAAUCGGAAUGGAAAAUUUGUGGUUUUUGAGGUCUGUUCAGAGAUCUGUAGAUACGAAAUUCCUUGCAUAUAUAUGGAAAAUUUGAUUCAUUUGCCUCCUGAUUA
Messenger RNA from Cucurbita pepo subsp. pepo (vegetable marrow), 1402 nucleotides. Its product is annotated as protein SENSITIVE TO PROTON RHIZOTOXICITY 1. The record is from RefSeq and is a predicted model, not a curated record. Gene Ontology annotation, biological process: response to aluminum ion; response to acidic pH. NCBI's taxonomy places the organism in Eukaryota, Viridiplantae, Streptophyta, Magnoliopsida, Cucurbitales, Cucurbitaceae.